Oreochromis aureus is the source of this 2145-nucleotide messenger RNA. RefSeq lists its product as uncharacterized. The record is from RefSeq and is a predicted model, not a curated record. NCBI's taxonomy places the organism in Eukaryota, Metazoa, Chordata, Actinopteri, Cichliformes, Cichlidae. The coding region runs from base 572 to 1669 and encodes 365 amino acids. The transcript has 2 exons.
GUACACAUGCUGCUGAACUUCAUCCUGAUUUAGAGUCUGCUCAUUAGCAGCACCUUUAUUAAAAAUGUAAAAUAAGACUGAUGGAAGUGGGCCAGGUGUUCCACGUCACCGGGGCUCCGGCACCCGCCCGCGGUCCAGGAGGGACGUACCGCAUCCGGGUAAGGUGUCAAGGGGGUAUACGCCACACUUUGGUGGACACGGGCUGCAUGCAGACCCUGGUUCACCAAAUUCUGGUUUGGCCAGGGCAUUGCUGGAGGCAGAGUGGGUGGAGGUGAAAUGUGUGCACGGGAAUAUUCACAAGUAUCCGGUAGUGUGGCUGCUGUUAAAAUUUAGGGGCAAAACACUUAGAGUAAAGGCGGCGGUCAGUCCGCGCCUGUUGCAUCCCCUAAUUUUGGGCACAAAUUGGCCGGGGUUUCACAGAUUCCUGGGGCAAUACGCGGAGAUGCGAUCGCAACCUUUAAAUUGAUGUAAUGUCUUCGCGGGGCUCAGCAGUGACGCGGGGUUGACCGACACUCACUCUGGGGGGUAGGAGGCGGCGGGGACCUCUACGGAGGCCCAACUGCCUCCCGUUAUGGACCCCACGGAAGAUAUUCCACUAGAGCAGUCUUGGGACGACACCCUACGCUCAGCCUACGACCAGGUGAUAGAUAUUGAUGGUCACUUGGUGUGCCCUGAAGCUGCACGGACUUACCCCCACACAGUCACGACACUUGCACGAAUGAAAUCCCUACCCAGUUGUUGGUGCCUCAAAGCUGCUGGAACAAAACUGCACAGGUUGGGGAGGUUGUCACAGGAAAAUUUGCUCCAGGCCCAGCAGUGUCAGCAAAGUCUGUACAACAGAGGGACUAGGCUCAGGCAAUUUUCACCGGGAGACAAAAUGCUUGUAUUGCUCCCUUCCUCCAGCUCCAAAUUACUUGCCAAGUGGCAAGGGUCCUUUGUGAUCACACGGCGAGUGGGGGAUGUUGACUAUGAGGUAGCAUGGUCGGACAGGGGAGGAGCUACACAGAUUUACCACCUCAACCUCCUUAAAGCAUGGAGAGAGGCUGAAACCGCUGCUCUUCCCACCUCCCUCCAUUGUGAUGACCAUCUCACACAGGCCCAGAGAGCAGAUGUUGCUGCACUGCAACAGUGCUUUGCUGAUGUGUUCUCCCCACUACCCGGCCGUACUUCUCUCAUAGAGCACCAUGUUGAGACGCAGCUUGGUGUGACGGUGCAUUCACGGCCCUACAGGCUCCCUGAGCAUAAAAGGCAAAUUGAUCAGCGGGAAUUGAAUGAGAUGCUGAGGAUGGGAGUAAUAGAAGAGUCGCACAGUGCUUGGUUUAGCCCCAUAGUUCUUGUAAUGAAGAAAGAUGGGUCUAUACGGUUCUGUGUUGACUACCACAAGGUGAAUGAGGUGUCACAAUUUGAUGCGUACCCAAUGCCCCGGGUCGACGAGCUCCUGGACCGGUUAGGCACUGCUCGUUGUUUUACAACGCUGGAUUUGGCCAAGGGCUACUGGCAGAUUCCCUUGUCUGUGGAGUCUAAGGAAAAACAGCCUUCUCCACUCCGUACAGGUUGUACCAAUUUGUCACACUUCGGUUGGCUUUUUCGGAGCCCCCGCCACCUUUCAGCACCUUAUGGACUGGGUGCUGCGGCUGCAUGCUGCAUAUGCUGCCGCCUACCUGGAUGAUGUUAUCAUCUACAGUGACACCUGGGCUGAGCAUGUGCAGCGGGUGUCCGCGGUUCUGGAGUCCAUGAGGCAGGCGGGGCUCACGGCCAACCCGAAGAAGUGUGCAGUUGGAUGAAGGGAGGUACAGCAUUUGGGGUAACACUUGGAGGGCGGGUGGGUGUGUCCACAGGUAGAGUAGACAGCAGCCACUGCAUCCUACCCACGCCCCAAGACCAAAAAGGAGGUGAGACGGUUCCUGGGGUUGGCAGGUUACUACCACCGGUUCAUUCCAGGGUUCGCGGACCUGACCAGCCCCUUGACUGAUCUCACCCGAAAAGGUGCCCCAGAUCUGGUCCAGUGGACGGAGCAGUGCCAGGCAGCAUUUGUGCAGUGACGAGCAAGGAGGGAAGUGAGCAGCAAGCCACCAAGGAGUGUCUGCUUCCUGUGCCUCGGUAGCUGAAACAACAGUGUGUGUGGCUAAUAAAAGGGCUGCUGCC